AUGCUCCAACAUUGGCUUUUGAUAUUUGCGUUUAUUAAUCAUCAAAUUUAUUGCUUCAAUAUUAUUCCUUUGGCAUAUUCGACACUUCACGAAAAUACUGAAAGCAUUCACGAACUUGAUGGAGAUGUGGAGAAAAGAUUUUAUCUUGAAAUCAGUGAUGAAACCUCGCCAUUCUUCUUGUUCAUUACCCCAUGUGGGUCACCAAUUCACUGGCAAUUGUUCGAAAUUGAUAAAGAUAUAACACAUGGUGAGGAAUUCAGAGUAGUUUCGGACCUUAGCGUUUCUUUGGAUCGAGCCGAAAAGUUCAAAUUAAUCGCUGGGGAGGAGGAUACGAAGAGAAUGACAUUCUUCUCACACCACCUUGAAAAUAAAAAAAUUAUGCUCGUGAUCUAUUCUCACGGGAUUUCCUCCUGCCGCAUAUUUUUCUCGCCAUCACUACUCCGAGUUGAGGAUCAAUAUCCAGCUCUUCCUCAUGACACUAGACUUGCCACCACUGUCGAGACUUUCAAAGGAGAUGCUUCAGCCGUGAUCACAUGGAAAAUCGCAGCGCAUGUUAAAAAUGCCGAGCCAGGAAGAUAUCGAAUUUGCACCAUUGUGUCUCGUCGAGAACCAAAAUGGCCACUUUGCGAUCAUAUCGACGAUGGAGUUGAAAAUAUUCGAUGUGUUCCGCAAACCAACAAUUCGAUUCUCAUUCCAUCUCUAAGACGCGACAAGCUUUAUUAUGUAACUGUCUUUGUUCGAGAUUACAAAAGAGGAACGACAUCUGCUUACGAAACACAAACCAUCAGAACAGAGUCCCCUUUUCUUCGACGUCAAACUCGCACUGGUAUCACUCGACGUCAAAAGAAAACAACACCACGAGUUUUGACCAAUUCGAAAAUCCGGACUGCUCACCUUGAAGCCAAAAAAGGCGCGUUCGUCAACUACCGUUUCUCUGUUGUUCCCACCGAUUCGGCAAAACAAUCAGCGAUGCUCAUCGUGCACGCAUGCAACGGACUUGUUCGCCUCAAUAUUUUCCGCAAUGGAAAGAUUCUCAAGAGAAGUGAACCAUUCUCCGGAUUCAGGCGAUUCGUUGUGACAAACAUCCCUCAAGGGCAUCUUCGAUUCCAGCUGGUGAAUGACGACGAUAAUGCGAAAUCAAUUCGAAUCUGGGCAGGCACCAAUCUCACCACAUCUCCGUACCCAACACUUCCAGAUGAGACCAGCGUGAAAAUUGUUGGAAGAACAUGCACGACCGCUUCCAUUCAAUGGCUUCGAGCAUUGGAAUCGAACGUAAAAUACUGUGUUUAUAAGCGAAAGGAAAAUUCGAAUUUUCUCGAGAAUCUCGUCAGCUUGGUCGGCAACCUUUGUGAAGGUGGCCUCUCCUCGUCGACAUUUGUCGGUUGUUACACACAGUCGCCAUCAUUUUCCGCGUCUUUGAUCGAAACGACCAUCCCCAAUUUGGAGCCAGCUAGCACUUAUAGAUUUGAUCUUCUUGCCACUCCUACUGAUAGAGCUCAUCCACAAGCGCUUCCUUAUAGAACUGUCUGGGUGCAAACCAACAAAUCAUGCUAA
Messenger RNA from Caenorhabditis bovis, 1554 nucleotides. NCBI's taxonomy places the organism in Eukaryota, Metazoa, Nematoda, Chromadorea, Rhabditida, Rhabditidae. The record is from the annotation of a GenBank genome assembly.